Globicephala melas (long-finned pilot whale) is the source of this 6487-nucleotide messenger RNA. RefSeq names its product patatin like phospholipase domain containing 7 (gene PNPLA7). NCBI's taxonomy places the organism in Eukaryota, Metazoa, Chordata, Mammalia, Artiodactyla, Delphinidae. Gene Ontology annotation, molecular function: phosphatidylcholine lysophospholipase A1 activity. The record is from RefSeq and is a predicted model, not a curated record. Gene Ontology annotation, biological process: lipid metabolic process. Gene Ontology annotation, cellular component: endoplasmic reticulum.
CGAGGCGCAGGGCCGGACGCCGUGAGUGCGGACGUUAGGGGCGGGGCUUCGGGAGCAGCGACGGGAGUGCCGGGUGUCGGGGGCGGGGCGUCAGGAUGGAGUGACGGGAGCGCGGGCGUCGGGAGCGCGCGAUCCUGCCAUGGAGCAAGAGGGUGACGCCGGCCCAGAGGUGCAGAACCUGAGGAUUCCAGUGAGGAAUCAGGCGUAAAAUUCCCAGUUAUGGCCACUUCAGGACAAGGAGAAAGGGUCCUUUUAACAUCUGCCCCGCAGCAACUCCUUGAAGCCUGCUGCAUGUGGGGGUGGUGUGUGGGGCCUGUUUUCCCCUUGUCAGGGCUGAGGCCCUCCCUCCUCUUCCCCAAGGUCACUCUUGUGAGUUCCUGCUUCCCCUUAGGAAGUCUGCUUGCUUUGUCUUAGGGCCUUUUACCCGUGGAACAUAUAUAGCCACAUUACAAGGGCCUUUAUCUCUAAACCAGAAAUGUAGAUGCAUUAAAACAACCGUGAAAAGCUGGAAAGUCUGAGAUGCCUAACCACAAGAGACUGUAUAAACAGGCCUGGGGCGUCCCCGUGACCCUUCCUGUGGACAGCCCUGGCUGCCCCCCAGGGGGUGGCUGAGCUCGGAGAGACACACUUAGGAGGAAGGUGCUCAUCUGCUGCCUGGUGGAUGUCGUCUUUAGCCAAGCACGCAGUCUGGGCCGGGGGGCCUGGACGCCUCACUGUGAAGCAGAAGCUCCCACUGCUUCCAUCUGCCUCCUGAGCUGAGUUCAAAGGGUUGAGCUUUCUGAAUCACUUCCUUAUUCUGUCUCGAUGUGACAUUCUGCUUUUGAAAUGCUUUUCUGAGCGCAUUGAUUUCCUUGGGUUUUCUGGCAUCGAUGCUGUGUGUGAUCCUGGCUCUGAAGGAUCAGGCAAGCUGCUUUAGUCCUUGGCACUUGUAUAGAAACUUGAAAGGAUUAACAAGUCCCCCCACCACUCCCCCAAAGCCAUCCUGUUCCUGGCUGCUUGGAAGGAGGUAUGUGGGUACCGGGAGGAAUGGAGCGUAGCUACUUGUUUGGCUGGUUUCUUCAGCUUUGGGGGGAAUCUGCCAGCAUCCUGUGUAUGGGCGGCCCCAGCCGUCUGCCCACUCACCAUUCCACACUCACUGUUCUCUCUUUUUUAAAAUUAAUUAAUUUAUUUUUGGCUGCGUUGGGUCUUCAUUGCUGUGCCCGGGCUUUCUCUAGUUGCGGCGAGCAGGGGCUACUCUUCGUUGCGGUGCACGGGAUUCUCAUCGUGUGGUGGUUUCUCUUGUUGCGGAGCACAGGCUCUAGGCGUGCGGGCUUCAGUAGUUGUGGCACGUGGGCUAAGUAGUUGUGACUCGCAGGCUUCAGUAGUUGUGGCACACGGGCUUAGUAGUUGUGGCUCACGGGCUCUAGAGCGCAGGCUCAGUAGCUGUGGUGCACGGGCUUAGUCGCCCUGCAGCAUGUAGGAUCUUCCCGGACCAGGGCUCAAACCCGUGUCCCCUGCACUGGCAGGCAGGUUCUUAACCACUGCACCACCAGGGAAGUCCCUCACUGUUCUCUCUUACCUUCCUUUCUCUCUCCCUGGGGUCUGGGCUUCUGAAGCCCCUUGUUAACUCCCUCCCUGGGAGCCCUUCUCUGCUGUGAGCUGGUAUUUAAUGCUCUCAAAAUCCAGUUGACUCCUUAGGGUUUCCCAGCACUGCUGCUGUGUGGGCUUCUGUCUGCCCCGAGGCCAGCAGCACGUGGUUCUGUUGGUGACGAGAGGGCACUGAGAGGUGGCCUUUGUACCCACUAUGGCCAGCCGGGCUUGCUCCUCUGGAUUUGCAUCCUGAGGAGCAGGAAAGCUGAGGAUUUAGGAUUCAGAUGCGUUAAUGAUGCCUGGAGCAUUUGUUGUCAACACAGCACAGCUGCUGGCCCUGCCCAGCCAUGCUGUGGGUGGCGCUGUACCAGAGCAAGUGGGCUCAGGGGACCUCAGCGUCCUGGAAGGUCGCUUCUUUCUGGAGGUCUCCAGGGCUGCUGACUUGUCCCUGACCCACAGCUCUGUUGUUACUCCCUGGGGAGCCAGGGCCGUGCCCAUCCUGGCCCUUCCCGACUGCAGACUUCCCCCCUAGGCGUGCUUCUACCUGGCCACCCUUCGGUCCUGGGGUCUGCAGCUGACGGAGCAGCGUUCCCAGUCCACCAGGUGACCACCUCACUGCCCCCGGCUAAUGGGCGGGCCCCAGAAUCAGUGGCCUAUUGCACCCUUGGCUGCCCUGGGUCCUUUGUGUCCAGCCUGUGUCUGGGCUUGGGAGGGGCCUCAUGGCACCUUGCUGACGGGUGCUCUAUCUGUGACCUCACCCAGCUGGUGGUUGUUGCAACUGAAAUCCUCCUGGCCCUGGCCCUGGACCUUAUCGGCAUGACCAUCUUUUUUUUUUUUUUUUUUGCGGUACGCGGGCCUCUCACUGUUGUGGCCUCUCCCGUUGCGGAGCACAGGCUCCCGACGCGCAGGCUUAGCGGCCAUGGCUCACAGGCCUAGCUGCUUCGCGGCAUGUGGGAUCUUCCCGGACCAGGGCACGAACCCGUGUCCCCUGCAUCGGCAGGCGGACUCUCAACCACUGUGCCACCAGGGAAGCCCGAUGACCAUUUUUUGUGUAUAGAAGUGUUAACUGAUUCCGUGAGUAUCUUGCUUCAGACUUUAGCCCUAGGGGGACCGGGAGGAGGGCUUGAAAGGAUGGGGGAGGCCCGGGUGGUGGCUUUUGUUGGAAACUGCUGGCCUGUCCACGAGGCUGAGCUCGUCGGAUCCAUGCAAUUCGAGUCUGUUCUGAACUUCCUUGGCUCAUGUUUCCAAGAAGAGUGAAGUCCCGCUUCCUCUGCAAGGGUCUGUCGCAGCCCUGGGACAAGGUGCUGUGUGACUGGGGGCGGGGCGGGGGGCGGGGCCAGGCAGGGGCAGGACAGCUUAGCGUGUACACGUGGCCGCCUCGCGGGUCCCAGCCGUGCUCAGGCAGCCCCUUGGCUCCCCUUGCAGGACAAGGGCAGCCCACUCCUCAGUACAGGUUCCGGAAGAGAGACAAAGCGAUGCUAUACGGCAGGAAUAUCAUGAGGAAGGUGACCACACUCCCCCACGCGCUUGUGGGGAACACAGCUGCCCCCCGGCAGCAGGCGAGGAAGAGGACCAAGGUGCUGUCUUUGGCCAAGAGCAUCCUGCGUUUCAAGCAGGAAUACCCCACCCUGCAGCCAAAGGAGCCCCCGCCCUCCCUGCUGGAGGCCGACCUCACGGAGUUCGAUGUGAAGAAUUCUCACCUGCCGUCAGAAGUCUUGUACAUGCUGAAAAAUGUUCGGGUCCUGGGUCACUUUGAGAAGCCACUUUUCCUGGAACUUUGCAAACGCAUGGUGUUUGUGUAGCUUCUGGAAGGGGAGUACGUCUUCCGGCCAGGGGAGCCAGAUACCAGCAUCUAUGUGGUGCAGGACGGGCGGCUGGAGGUCUGCAUCCAGGAUUCGGUAAUUCUUCCUGGAUAUCAUGUAAAGCAGCCCAUGUCCAGCGGGCCAGGCACUCAGCAUCACGUGAUGACCCUCGGCUCUGGGGAAGGCCCUCGUGGCCUGCCUGCGGGCAGUCGUGGCUUCCCGGUGCUGCCCCGUGUUUUCCGCCUGGGGAUGAGAGGAGAUGCCGUCCCGGGCAAGGUCCCAGGCCACGUGCCCCGCACCUGCCUGCGACCAGACAGCAGCCACAUCACCUUCCACUGCUUAGAGUGGUUUACAGCCGCGGCAGUCUUGACACCGCUGCGGACCGCUACUGGUCCGGGGGCUGGGGACCCCUGGUCUAAGGUGCUUGCUUGGCGUCAUGGUUUAAAGUGUGUGGUUGAGGUCUCUGUUCUUCCUCUGCCCCCAGGUUGUGACUCGCUGAUUCACCUCUUGGGCGAGAAGAUCCUGGUCAGCCUCCAGCAGGGAACUGCGACGGCUGGGUGCCUGGGUCACCAGUUUGGGCUACAUGCUGUAGGGAGCAAGUGGGACUCGGGGAACCCUGCCAGCAACCUCUCCACGGUGGCCGUCAUGCCCGUGUCAGAGGAUGUGCCCCUCACCACCUUCACCCUGGAGCUCAAGCACGCCCUUAGCGCCAUCGGCCCUGCCCUGCUGCUGACCAGCGGCAACGUAAAACAGCGCCUUGUCUCUGCUGCUCUGGACAGUAUCCACGAGCACCGGCUGUCCAGCUGGCUGGGGCAGCAGGAGGACAUCCACCGGCUCGUGCUCCACCAGGUGGACAGCACGCUCACACCCUGGACCCAGCGCUGUAUCCGGCAGCCCGACUUCAUCCUUAUCGUGGGCCUGGGCGAGCUGGAGCGGGUGCUGGAGAGCGCAGCUGUGCGUGCCCAGAAGCGCCGGGAGGACGGGCCUGCGCCGGCCCGCACUGUGCAGCGGCUCAACCUGGGGGGCUGUUCCGGCCACCUGCACCCCUGCUGCCCUCGCCGCGUAACCAGGAGGAGCCUGCCCGAGCUGGUGGAGCCGUCGGAGCGGGUCUGCCAGAGGCCCCCGGACCGGCGCUCGGACUUCUCCGGCCUGGCGCGGGUGCUGACCAGCAACGCUGUCGCCUUGGUACCCGGGGGAGGGGGGCGUAGAGGCUGUGCCCAGGUGGGCAUCAUCCGGGCCCUGACAGAGGGCGGCAUCCCUGCGCACGUGCUCGCGUCCACCAGGGCCUUCACAGGCGCCCUGUGCUCUGAGGAGUGGAACUACAGCCAGAUACGGAUCCGGGCCAAGCAGUGGGCUGAGGAUGUGAUGUCGAUGGUAAAGACCAUGCUGGACCUGACCUACCCCAUCCCCUCUGUGUUCGUGUUCUCGGGGGCUGGCUGCAGCAGAAGCAUCUGCAGUGUCUUCAAGGACAGGCAGAUCGAGGACCUGUGGGUCCCCUACUUCACCAUCACCACGGACAUCACAGCCUUUGCCAUGAGGGUCCACACAGAUGGCUCACUGUGGAGGUACGUGCGUGCCAGCAUGUCCCUGUCGGGCUACAUGCCCCCGCUCUGCGACCCCAAAGAUGGACACCUGCUGAUAGACGGGGGCUCCAUCAACAACCUCCCAGCAGAUGUGGCCAGGUCAAUGGGGGUAAAGGUGGUGAUUGCCAUCGACAUGGGCAGCCGGGAUGAGACAGACCUCACCAACUACGGGGAUGCGCUCUCCAGGUGGUGGCUGCUGUGGAAGCGCUGGAAUCCCUUGGCCACGAAGGUCAAGGUGUUGAACAUGGUGGAGAUCCAGACGCGCCUGGCCUAUGUGUGCUGCGUCCGGCAGCUGGAGAUGGUGAAGAGCAGCGACUACUGCGAGGACCUGCGCCCCCCACCCAACAGCUACGGCACCCUGGACUUCAGCAAGUUCGACGAGAUCUGUGAGGUGGGGUACCAGCACGGCCGAACAGUGUUUGACAUCUGGGGUCGCAGUGGCAUGAUGGAGAAGAUGCUGCAGGAUCGGUAGGGGACGAGCAAGGUGAAGGCGUCCAACGUGCUCAUCUGCCCCAACGCCUCCUUCAUGGACCUCACUGAGAUCGUAUCACGUAUCGAGCCUGCCAAGGUGGCUGCAGCAGAUGAUGAGUCUGACCACCAGACCGAAUACAAGGAGGUGCUGCUGGGCAGCCCAGCCGACCUGGGCUCCGACUCAGAGGACAAGCCCUCGCUUUGGCAUCGGCACUCCCGUCUGGCUUCCCCUGAACCAUCCCAGGACUCCUCGUCCCCCCUGGCCCUCUGACCAAGAUGGGUAGAGGUCUCUGCUCUGAUGCACCCUGCAGCCAGCAGCUCCUGUGGGUGGGUUUCAGAGAACCAGCUGGCGCAGCUCCUGCAGCUCUUCCCCAGCCUGCCAGGGAGACCCUGCUGGGGCCCAGGGCCCUGCCGGCCGGUGUUGGAGUGUCUGGGGCCUCUCUGCGCCGGCCGCUCCUGGUGGGGCACUGGGUCCUGGCAUCCCCUGCACACACAGCAGUCCUGGGGGGCUGUGUCGGCCCCUGCGGGCCCCCUGAGGCCUCUGAGAUGUCAGAGCCCCUGAUGCUUCUGCUUAGCCUGUCAAUAAAGGUAGAUCUGAUUGUGUGGGACAUGUGGUCCCUGUGCCGAGGUCCCCCGGGCAGGGGGCAGCACCAAGAUGGGCAGCCCCACAGUCCUGAGGCUGCAGGGCGGAGUGGUCGCCAUGCGGGGACCCCAGGACCCCAAGCCAGGCAGGCAGGACACCCAAGGUCUGGGGUGCAGCUGGGAUCCCCCCAAACCAAGGAUGAGGCCCUCCCGAGCUCUCAGGCAUUGUUUCCAUUCUGUACACACAAGAGUCUUCCCUAAGAUGAUGCCCACACCUUACUUUUCAGAUCAUUAAAUAGCGCCAGGGGGGUCCUUUUGUACAAAAAAGGAGACCUGUCAGCUCUAUGACUUUGGAGUCCACGAUCCCUGCCGGUCUCGGAGCAGGGCACAUGGGUCUGCGAGAGCAGGGAGACCCUUGACCGGAGGGCCCAGGACCCUGAGGUCGGGGGACCGCAGGCCUCAGUUUCCCAGCUCCAGAGG